GGCUUGCAGCCCCCCCCCUGGCGCUCCUCUGUGUUGAGGGAGGAUCCAGGAAGGCUGCCAGCUGCUGACAAAGCCUCUGCUCCACUGACACACAACAGCAGCGAGACACGGAGGAAGAACAGUGAGCACACUCAGCACCCUACAUCCGACAUGCCUCAGUUUUCAGAUCUUGAGAAGGCCAUCAACACGCUGGUCACCCAGUUCCAUUCGGCUUCAGCUAACAAUGGGCCAACACUGAAAACUGAUGAAUUCAAAGGUCUUCUGUCCUCCCAGAUGCCUAAUCUGGUCCAGGGAAUUGGCACAGACCAGGGCAUGGCUGAGAUUCUGCGGAAGAUGGGUGUCGGUGAUGGCGAGGGCAUCUCUUUCAAGCAAUUCUGGAACUUAAUCCAGUCAGUAGCCACCUCGCAGCAUGGCCUCCUUAGCAGCCAGCAAGGAUGCAGCUGCAUCCUCCUCUGAAGAGCAUGCUGUCAGCCCAACACAUCAGCACUCUCUGAGUCUCCACCCUGAAAUGUUACUAGACAGAGUAAUAAUAUUCACAUCACUCUCCACAUCAGGUGUCAGAUGGAAUACAAAGGCAACGCCUAGUCUGCACACAGCAAGCUAUUGCCAACAUUCAUGAGUAAAACAACACAGGUUCCAAAUGUUGACAUCUCUAUCUGACAGGUUUACAAAAUUACACUUUUGCCACUAUGCUCCCCAGCAUCCUUUGCACCAGAUAAAGUUCAAAUUCAGGCUAGUUUGCAUUGCAAUUCUCAAAUUGUCCAUUUCCUAUUUAAAACAUCUAAAUACAAUUAAAACUAGUUUACAAGUACAUCUAAUCAUCCUCUUACUAACUACCAGAUAGCAAAUAUUUGUAGUCAUCUUGAAUUAAGUAAUUUGCAGGACGUUAUUUUAUUUAACACACUGCUCAUCAAGAAAUACUUAAUAUUUUCUUAUUUUCUAAUAGCAAUGGUCAUCUUACUAGUAUUAACAUAAAUGCCAAUAUACUGGAGUUUAUAUACAACGUAAUUGUGUAAUCAACUUUGCAUCAAAAAACGCUAACUCAUGAGUAUCAUUUGAAGGCACAUCAGUAUGAGAACAUGUAUAAACAACACAUAAGGUCACAUAAUGAGAAAUAUUGAGGAAGAAUGACAGUUUUGAUACAUGAAUGAAUAAGAUUCUCUCUUCCUUUGUUUAGAGCUGACUCAAGGCUACAUUUUUGCUGCAGUUCUCGUUUCACAAUAUCCGGGGGGGCGGGGGGGGAUUCACUUUGGAAUGUGAAGAUCUAACACACAGAGACAGAUAAAUGUUUAAAUUCACCAGACACUCAAUAAGAAUUGCUCAGUAUUUUUGUAUCUGAAAUCCACUCCACUUUUAUAUUUUACCAGCUUAUGGCUAGCUGGUGUUAAACCGUAUCUGAAUCGUUAGUAUAUGACACUAAUCAUCUCAAUUUGACUUUGUGUGCUUGUAACAAAACACAAAAGUUUACUUUGGAUGCAUUCUGUAUGUCUGACUUUGGAGAAACAUCUAAUUGUCUGCUUUAUAGUGUCUUUAUAUAUUUACACCAGUAAUGCUUUACCCUUUGUGAUCCUGCAUUUUCAAUGUAUUUAUGUUUUGUAAUUCUCUGUAUUCUGACCUGUGUGGCACCUUAAGUAAUGAUGUAAUAAAUAUACAAAAAAUUCA
Molecule: messenger RNA, 1662 nt
Organism: Acanthopagrus latus (yellowfin seabream)
Lineage: Eukaryota; Metazoa; Chordata; Actinopteri; Spariformes; Sparidae
Gene: s100v2
Product: S100 calcium binding protein V2
Exons: 3
Coding region: 151-456 (101 amino acids)
Cellular component (GO): perinuclear region of cytoplasm
Source: RefSeq, a predicted model, not a curated record